GAGUUCAAUCACAAGGAAAACGAAAACAUUGCAAAAUUUCAUAAAUCAUGUCUGGUGCGGGGCUUCCUCCGCUUCCACAGCAAUUAAAACAAAUUCAGCAUUACCUGAAGACUGCGACAGAACAUGACAAGAGGGAUCCGGUGGUUUCGUAUUAUUGUAGACUGUAUGCACUACAAAGUGGAAUGGAAAUUGACAAAAAGUCGCCAGAAUGUCGAAUGUUUUAUGUAGCUUUGAUGGAUUAUUUAGAGAAGGUGAAGAAGGAAGUAAACAACGAGGCGAUUCACAAUGAAGUGGUUGGCCAGGCUCACAUGGAAAGCUAUGCCUUGAAGGUCUUCCUCUAUGCUGAUAAUGAAGACAGAGCUUCGAGAUUUAACAAGAAUGUAGUGAAAUCUUUCUACACAGCUGGCAUGCUUUUUGACACCCUUUCUGUCUUUGGGGAGCUCAGUGAAGAUAUUGAAAAGAAUCGCAAAUAUGCCAAGUGGAAAGCAGCAUAUAUUCAUCGAUGUUUAAAGAAUGGGGAAACCCCUGAACCUGGCCCGCUGGGUGGAGAGGACGGGGAAGAGGGGGGCUUUAACUUUGGUGACAGUGGCGUUGAAGCCAGUGGAGGAGCGAUAGGCUUCGAACAACACCAAAAUCCAGGACCGUCAUCUGGUGGUUACAUUCCCCAGACCGGCCCCUAUAUACCAAGCCCCACAGGCAGCAACCACAAUCUGCCCACACCAAACAGUCACAUCCCUGGGGGACCCCCAAUUGGAGCCCAUGCCCCACCCACCACCCCACAGGAGCCCAAUCACGGGGCCAAGGCUCUGCCCUCCCAGCCCUUGCCUGCUGCUACAGCUUGGAAGCCACCAAAACCAACAGGGGGUGUGCAAUUAGGGACCCAGGAGUAUCAAAGAGCCAUGAAACUGUGCAAAUUUGCCAGCAGCGCGUUACAGUACGAGGACGCGAACACUGCCAUAGACAAUCUUACCAAGGCUCUGAAUCUUCUGACAACUGGGAAAGAGACAUAGGGACUGUGAUUUAAUGGUGUCAUUAAAUAAGUUGAUCAAAAACAUGAUCUUGGACAGGUUAAAAUUGUGAUGUUUUGUGUAUUUAUUUUUGUUUUUUUAGUGUGAUGUAUUUUUAUAUAGGUUCUGAGAAAUGAUUCAUGUAUUAAUAAAAUUAAAAACAAAAAUAAAUAAAUAUGUAUUUAUGUA
Molecule: messenger RNA, 1196 nt
Organism: Dreissena polymorpha
Lineage: Eukaryota; Metazoa; Mollusca; Bivalvia; Myida; Dreissenidae
Product: vacuolar protein sorting-associated protein VTA1 homolog
Exons: 8
Coding region: 48-1010 (320 amino acids)
Biological process (GO): late endosome to vacuole transport via multivesicular body sorting pathway
Cellular component (GO): multivesicular body
Source: RefSeq, a predicted model, not a curated record